Messenger RNA from Nothoprocta perdicaria, 1680 nucleotides. It is a transcript of the gene CLK4, whose product is annotated as CDC like kinase 4. Gene Ontology annotation, molecular function: protein tyrosine kinase activity; ATP binding. The record is from RefSeq and is a predicted model, not a curated record. Gene Ontology annotation, cellular component: nucleus. Gene Ontology annotation, biological process: protein phosphorylation; regulation of RNA splicing. Lineage: Eukaryota; Metazoa; Chordata; Aves; Tinamiformes; Tinamidae. The transcript is spliced from 14 exons. Bases 74 to 1561 code for a protein of 495 amino acids.
AGCAGCCGCCGCCAUUUUGUUUGUGUGCGCAGGGUGCUCAGGGGCUCGCUCGCUUUUUUCCUCAGCUUUAUGCAUGUACCCGUUUGAACUCAGAGUUCCUGCAUAUAACAUCCAGCAACAGAAGCUGAUGCGGCACUCCAAACGAACUCAUUGUCCUGAAUGGGACGACAGGAAGAGCUGGGAUCAGAGAAGGAACAGCAGCAGCCAUAAGCGCAGGAGAAGGUCCCACAGCAGUGGACAAGAAAGCAAGCACUAUAAACCACCUCACUUUUCAGAAAGUCAUUAUUUGGACGAUAGAGCCAUAAAUGAGAGAGACCAUCAUGACCGGAGAUAUGUUGAGGAAUACAGAAAUGACUUCUGUGAAGUGUAUGACCACAGGCAUUAUCACAGAGAUUAUGAAAAGAGUCACCAUCAUCACUAUAGCAAAUCCUCUGGUCGGAGCAGGAAAAGUAGUCAUAAAAGGAAGCAUAAGAGACAUCAUUGCUCCAGUCACCAAUCACAUUCGAAGAGUCACCGAAGGAAAAGAUCCAGGAGUGUAGAGGAUGAUGAGGAGGGUCACCUGAUCUGUGAAAGUGGAGACGUUCUAAGAGCAAGAUAUGAAAUUGUUGCGACUUUAGGAGAAGGAGCUUUUGGAAAAGUAGUGGAGUGCAUAGAUCAUGAUAUGAGAGGAAUGCAUGUAGCAGUUAAAAUUGUGAAAAAUGUUGGUAGAUACCGGGAAGCAGCCCGUUCAGAAAUACAGGUACUGGAACACUUGAACACCAUGGAUCCAGGCAGCACUUUCCGCUGUGUCCAGAUGCUGGAAUGGUUUGAUCAUCAUGGCCAUGUUUGCAUUGUUUUUGAGCUGCUGGGACUUAGUACUUACGAUUUUAUUAAGGAAAACAGCUUUCUACCAUUUCAUAUUAAUGACAUUAGAAAUAUGGCUUAUCAGAUUUGCCAGUCUAUAAAUUUUUUACACCAUAAUAAACUAACUCAUACAGAUUUAAAACCUGAAAAUAUCUUGUUUGUGGAGUCUGAUUACAUAGUGAAGUACAAUGCUAAGAUGAAGCGGGAUGAACGUACAUUAAAAAACACAGAUAUCAAAGUUGUAGAUUUUGGAAGUGCAACUUUUGAUGAUGAACAUCACAGCACAUUAGUGUCUACAAGGCACUAUAGAGCUCCUGAGGUAAUUUUAGCACUGGGAUGGUCGCAACCUUGUGAUGUUUGGAGUAUUGGUUGUAUUCUAAUUGAGUAUUACUUGGGAUUUACUGUGUUUCAGACACAUGAUAGUAAAGAACACUUGGCAAUGAUGGAAAGGAUUCUAGGGCCUCUGCCAUCUCACAUGAUCAAGAAAUCCAGAAAGCACUAUUUUCAUCACGACCAGUUGGACUGGGAUGAGCACAGUUCUGCAGGUCGAUAUGUUAGGAGACGCUGUAAGCCUUUAAAGGAAUUCAUGCAUUGCCAAGACAGAGAUCAUCAAAGUCUCUUUGACCUUGUUCGCAGAAUGUUGGAGUAUGACCCAGCCAAAAGAAUUACUCUUGAUGAAGCCUUGCAGCACCCUUUCUUUGAACCAUUAAAGAAGUAAACUGAGAGAUCUCUUAUGCUUCUCCAAGGAGAUUACCUAGACUGCGUCAGUCAACAGAGAUUGCAUGAAACUUUUGUAAACUUUAAAUUAUUUUGUACAGUUAAGUCUGUAAAUAUUUA